AAAAUCCAAAAUCCUGAGUGCUGUGCGCAUAACGGUGUAGUGUCAUAAAGACCAUUUUGAACAGAUCCAAAAUGUUAACCUAAGCAAAUCCAAUUCUUAAUAAGCCAUCACAAUAUAACAAAGCCCCACAUUUUAUUUCUACUUCGAAUAUUACUAUUAUUAUUGCUUUUUGUUGCAUUUCGCUCUGCACAAUACUUGUGAAAAAUUGCUGGCGCCCAUCAAGGAUACCACCGCUAGCGAUAUCGGUGGAACGAACGUGCUUAUAGAUAUAAUAGUGUGUACCCCCCUCCCUCCCCGUUAUUGACUUUCGAGUGCGUGUGUGUUUUUUCGGUCGAGGACAUCACAUCAUAGAGAAGGAACAAGAAAAGAACGCAGAUCCGACGCCCAUCUACCGAAUGGCGCUUUCGUUUCUAUCGCAAAACUCCGGUCUGUUGGAUUUACAAAGCAUAUUCGACCCGCAAUAUUCAGAACUGCAACAAGAACAUUUAAACAACAACAACAACAACCAUCACCACCAUCCAAUCAACCAACAACACCAGCCAAACGAGGAACUACAACUUCAACUACCACAACGCACGAAUUCCACGAAAUUCGAUUUGAGCAUCUUCAACGAAUUCGAUCAAAUGGAAUUCAACAACAAUUUGAAUCGCAGCCAAUAUCAGAAUAAUAACAACAACAACAACAGCAGCAGCAUUAAUAGCAACGUCAACAACAGUGCAAGCGAGAAUUUAAAUCAGAUCGAGAACCGCCACUUUAUUAGCGGCUACCACCAUCAGCAUAUUGGAACGGAUUAUGAGCAAGUGAUCAACUUCGUUGACUCGCCGCCAAACUCUGAGGAAUCGUGGACAGAGAUAUCGCUAAUCGAAGAACUUACGGUUAUCGUAGACGCCCAGUCGAAGGAUUCGCCGGGACCGCAGAUAAUCGACGUUCAGACCAUCUACCUAAACAGCGGCUCCCGCAAAAGACGAAUGGAUUGGGACUCACUGGACAUUGGCCAGACCGAGAAUUCCCCCACAGCAUCCCAGAGCGGCGAGCUGGCCCCCAAAGUGGCCCCCCAGGAAAAGGACAAGCACAAGCGCGAGAAGCACUCUGGCCGCAGCAGCUGGAGCGAUGACAUUGGCUUUGAUCUGAACGCCGAGUUCAACAGCAACUCGUAUUUGAACAACAGUGAAAACUUUCUGUCGUUCUCCCCCACGCUGACCACCCUGAAGCAGGAGCCCCAGACGGAGCAGAUCAAGCCGAAUCCGAAGCUCUCGCUGGACAGCAGCAAUGCCGGAGGCAGUGUCUCUGCCACCGUGGCGAUUGCCAAGGUGGACGAGGCGCAGAACUCCCCCCAGCUGGCGGUGGCCUGUGGCCAGGAGACGUCCCCUGGCAAUGGCAAGCACGACCUGAGCUCCGGGCUCCUCUGUGGCUGUGGCUCGCCCCAGGGUUCGCCAGUGGCUGCCAGCGAGUAUGAGCUGGGCGGACACUCUGACAAGGGCAAGAUCAAUCCCCAGCAGCAGUUAAGCGUGCUCGAUCCAUCCAAAAUAGAGAUUGUGUCCGCCAACGGAGCGCCACACGCCGAGGAUCACAAGUUUCAGUACAUUUUGGCUGCCGCCACCUCGAUUGCCACCAAGAACAAUGAGGAGACCCUGACGUAUCUGAACCAGGGCCAGAGCUACGAGAUCAAGUUGAAGAAGAUCGGGGACCUGUCCCUCUACAGGGAUAAGAUUCUGAAGAGCGUGAUCAAGAUCUGCUUCCACGAGCGCCGCCUCCAGUUCAUGGAGCGCGAGCAGAUGCAGCAAUGGCAGCAAUCCCGCCCCGGCGAACGCAUCAUUGAGGUGGAUGUGCCGCUCUCGUACGGCCUGUGCCACGUCUCGCAGCCCCUGAGCUCCCAUUCGCUCAACACCGUCGAGAUCUUCUGGGAUCCCCUCAAGGAGGUCGGCGUCUACGUCAAGGUGAACUGCAUUUCAACCGAAUUUACCCCAAAGAAGCACGGCGGGGAGAAAGGUGUACCAUUUCGACUCCAGAUCGAAACCUAUAUAGAAAACAACAACAACACGAAUCCGAGCUCGAACAACAAUAGCGGCUCGACUGCCCCAGCCUCCCCAGAGCGCACCCCCAAUGGGAGCAGCAACAGCAACUGCAGCGGAGGGCUAUCCAUCGCCAGCGUCAAGCAGGCCGUCCAUGCAGCUGCCUGCCAGAUCAAGGUCUUCAAGCUGAAGGGCGCCGAUCGCAAACACAAGCAGGACCGCGAGAAGAUCCAGAAGCGUCCACAGUCGGAGCAGGACAAGUUCCAGCCCAGCUACGAGUGCACCAUCAUGAACGACAUAUCGCUGGAUCUGGUGAUGCCCGCUACCACCACGGGCUGCUACAGCCCCGAGUAUAUGAAACUUUGGCCCAAUUCGCCCGUGCACAUACCCAAGUACGAUGGGAUGCUUCCGUUCGCGUCCAGUGCAGCAUCGCCGGCGACCAGCAGCAGCAGCCCCAUUGCCAUCAACUCGGUGACGUCAACCAACUCGCCCAACCUCAAGCUGAUGGACGCCACGAACAUGGUCUCGCCGCAGCAUGUGCCCGCGGACAUGGAUGACUUUCAGAAUCAGAACAUUAUGCCAGAAUCGACGCCCGCCCAAGUGACGCAGUGGCUGACCAACAAUCGCCUCACGGCCUAUCUAUCGACGUUCGCCCACUUCUCAGGAGCUGAUAUAAUGCGCAUGUCCAAGGAGGAUCUGAUACAAAUCUGUGGCCUGGCCGACGGCAUACGCAUGUUCAACAUAUUGCGAGCCAAGACCAUCACACCCAGACUCACGCUGUAUGCCAGCCUUGACGGUUGCAGCUACAAUGCCAUCUACUUGCUGUCGAACACGGCCAAGGAGCUGCAGCAGAAGCUGUUCAAGAUGCCCGGCUUCUACGAAUUCAUGGCGAAGGCGGGUGCCCAGGAGAAUGGAGGAGCUGCUGCCGCCGCGGCCGCCGCUGCUGCUGCUGCAAUGUACAACAGCUGGAGCAUGCACUCGAAGUAUUCAGGCAGCGGCUCGAACAUCUACAACGACGCCAACAAGAGCUGCGUGUACAUCUCGGGACCGUCUGGGAUCCUGGUCAGCGUCAGCGACGAGGUGCUGAACAACGAGAUCAAGGACGGCAGCCUCUAUGCCCUGGAUGUGCAGAGCGGCAAGGUCAUCUUGAAGCUGAUCAACAAGCAGGACAACAAUUGAACCCGCUGUUACCACCCUAGAAACCAAGUAUAGCUUAUAGCAUUUACACUCACAGUUCGAUAUCGUUUUCUAUAUAUGAUUCAAUGUCUAUGAGAUUUCGCGCAGCAAUUUUGAACAAGUAUCAAGCAAGCAAACCCAGCCCCCGCCCAACCCCAAUACCCAAGCCGAACCUUUUUGUUAAAGAAUUAGUGCAAAAUAUGUGAGCUACCGUUUUCACUCUUUUUAAGUUUGUUUACUUUAUGCAUGUCUUACUUUAUCUUUUUACCACCUACGAUUAUGCACAUUUACGAGUACAGUACACCCCCCAAGCGAUGGCAUUUCGAUUCGCUAUAUUUGUUCUACUUUAGUUCAUUGCCACGGCACAUGCCCGCCUGCCACCUACACGCAUAUAUCUAUGUAUGUGCACCAUUUGAAGUAGAAAGAAAAAAACACAAAAAAAAGCAACCUAAAUUUAAUAAUUACAUAUAUAAUAUCAUCAUCAAGUACAGUACCACGAAUACAAGAAUUGAGCAAUUGUUUCGAAGCAGAGUUCAACUAGCAACCAAACAACAACUUUUGUAUGUGAUAGAAGCAAUAAAGUGUUAUCCACAAGUGGACUGUCAAAAAAACA
Drosophila pseudoobscura is the source of this 3801-nucleotide messenger RNA. RefSeq names its product transcription factor CP2 like gemini (gene gem). The transcript is spliced from 12 exons. Gene Ontology annotation, cellular component: nucleus. Gene Ontology annotation, molecular function: DNA-binding transcription activator activity, RNA polymerase II-specific; RNA polymerase II cis-regulatory region sequence-specific DNA binding. The coding region runs from base 396 to 3191 and encodes 931 amino acids. NCBI's taxonomy places the organism in Eukaryota, Metazoa, Arthropoda, Insecta, Diptera, Drosophilidae. Gene Ontology annotation, biological process: regulation of transcription by RNA polymerase II. The record is from RefSeq and is a predicted model, not a curated record.